AUGGAGAACAACAACAACAACAGCAACAAUCAACAAUCGUUUUGGCAAUUCAGUGAUCAACUUCGUGUUCACACAUCAAAUCUUGCAAACUUAUCGCUAAACGAUUCAAUUUGGGGAAGCAACUACUCAUCUUCCAAAAAUGGAAGAAGAAAUUUCGAUAUCAAAGUGGGUGGUGAAAUCAACAACAACGAUGGUUGGAAACAGCUGAACAACAAUAACAACAUGGUUGGUGUUGUUGAUGUUGGGAUUAAUGGCGGUUUCAACAAAGGAGUUUAUCCGAAUUCAAACCUUUCUUAUGGUAAUUUUAAUAGUAGUAACAACAACAACAACAACAACUUGAAUAUCAAUUUCAAGGGAGUUAAGUUUGGUGGUGCUAAGGUUGAAGAUGAGAAUUUUCAUGUGGCUAAAUCUUCUAAGAAGAACACAAGCCCUAACAAAAAACACGGAGACAACAACAAUAGUGAUGGGAACAAGAAUAAGGAUGUUAAAGGUGCUUCUGACAAGAGAUUCAAAACGUUGCCACCGACGGAGUCUUUACCUAGGAAUGAAACAAUUGGUGGGUACAUAUUUGUUUGUAACAAUGAUACCAUGGCUGAGAAUCUCAAAAGGCAACUCUUUGGUUUGCCUCCUAGAUACAGAGAUUCAGUUAGGGCCAUUACUCCUGGGUUGCCUCUUUUUCUUUACAACUAUACCACUCACCAACUUCAUGGAGUAUUUGAGGCUGCAAGUUUUGGAGGAACAAACAUUGAUCCAACUGCUUGGGAAGACAAGAAGUGCGCUGGUGAAUCUCGUUUCCCUGCUCAGGUAAGAGUGAUAACUAGGAAAACAUGUGAGCCACUUGAAGAGGAUUCUUUCAGGCCAAUUCUUCACCACUAUGAUGGUCCUAAGUUUCGUCUUGAGCUGAAUGUGCCUGAGGCGUUGUCUCUGCUGGAUAUUUUUGAAGAACAAGAUACUUCCAGCAACUCUUUGAAGGUUGUGCAAGCAUAA
Messenger RNA from Vicia faba (fava bean), 987 nucleotides. Lineage: Eukaryota; Viridiplantae; Streptophyta; Magnoliopsida; Fabales; Fabaceae. The record is from the annotation of a GenBank genome assembly.